This is a messenger RNA of Fimicolochytrium jonesii, 1551 nucleotides long. RefSeq names its product Hydroxyethylthiazole kinase family-domain-containing protein. Bases 1 to 1551 code for a protein of 516 amino acids. Gene Ontology annotation, cellular component: cytoplasm. The transcript has a single exon. The record is from RefSeq and is a predicted model, not a curated record. Gene Ontology annotation, molecular function: thiamine-phosphate diphosphorylase activity; magnesium ion binding; hydroxyethylthiazole kinase activity. Lineage: Eukaryota; Fungi; Chytridiomycota; Chytridiomycetes; Spizellomycetales; Powellomycetaceae. Gene Ontology annotation, biological process: thiamine biosynthetic process.
AUGCCGUCCUUCGACUUGAGCCUCUACCUAGUCACCGACCAAGACCUCCUCGCCGGCCGCGACCUCAUCGAAGUCGUCCAGCAAGCCAUCGCCGGCGGCGUUACCCUCGUCCAACUGCGCGAAAAGAAACUCGACACAAAAGCCUUCGUCGCCGUCGCCCGUCGACUCCUCCAAAUCUGCCGCGCUGCAAAUGUCCCACUCCUCAUCAACGACCGGCUGGAUGUCGCCCUGGCUGUGGAAGCGGAUGGGAUUCAUAUUGGACAGGGUGAUAUGCCUUUAUCGAUAGCGAGGCGCAUUCUUGGGCCGGGGAAAAUCAUUGGGGCGACGGUGGAGACACCGCAACAGGCAUUGAUUGCGGUCAGUGAAGGGGCGGAUUAUAUCGGCACGGCUGCGAUUUUCCCCACAAACACCAAAAAGCACCCAACGGGGUUUGCGCCGCUGGGAUUCGAGGGGGUGAAGGAGAUUCUGAGGACUGUGAGGCCAUUCCAUAUCCCGGUGUGUACGAUUGGGGGCAUCAACAAGGGGAACGUGGAGGAGAUUCUGAAGAGUACGGUUGUGCCGGCGGACGAUAAGGGACCGCAGACGACGUUGCAAGGGGUUGCGGUCGUAUCUGCGAUCAUUUCGCAGACAGAUCCCAAAGGGGCAGCUGCCGAAUUGGCUGCCAAAGUCCGCUCAGCGAUAUCCGCAUCAACAACAUUGUCCGUGGGAACAUCUUUGAUCAGGGAUCCCGCCGCCACAUCGCUAGUAGACGAUGUCAUAUCCGCCUUCCGCCUCAUCAAAUCCAACAAACCCCUUAUCCACAAUAUUACCAACUACGUCGUCAUGAACGACACGGCCAACACCAUCCUCCAACUCGGCGGUCUGCCGGUCAUGGCCCAUGCCACCAACGAAGUCGCCGAUAUCACCGCCGUUUCCCAGGCUUUGGUCAUCAAUAUCGGCACCCUGUCCCCGCAAUGGAUCGAAGCAAUGCACAUCGCAGGUUCCAAAGCCAAUGAGCUGAACGUCCCCGUCAUCCUCGACCCUGUGGGCGCAGGGGCGACGCCUUUCCGUAAACAAACGUGUUUGGACCUGAUAGAGAAGGUGAAGAUGACAGUUGUGAAAGGUAACGCGGGAGAAAUCGGCGCAAUUGCGGGGCUGGAGGGCAUCGAGAUGCGUGGUGUGGAAAGCGUUGGGUUUGUUAGCGAGCCGGAGAAGCUCGUUUCGCAACUGGCGUCGCGGCUACAGGGCACAUGUGUGGCCAUGUCUGGGCCUGUGGACAACAUCUCGGACGGUACCAAGGUCGUGAAGGUGUUCAACGGGAACGAGUGGUUGGGCACACUGACCGGAACAGGUUGCUCGACAUCGACUCUCGUGGCGUGCUUUGCUGGCGUGAAAGCUACCCCAUUGGUCUCGGCUGUUGGCGGUUUGGUGUGCAUGGGCUUAGCUGCACAGAAUGCGGUGAAGAGUGGAAAGGUUGAUGGACCGGGCAGCUUCAAGGUCUCUUUGCAUGAUGCAUUGUCCAAACUAGACGAAGAUGCGAUUCGCGCAGGGGCUUUGGUGCAAGUGCUGUAA